UAUGUCUCUUGUCAUUCUAGACCGGGCUACUACAUAGAUUUGCUGUUAUCAUCUCUCGUUCCUAGUGUUGUCGUUCAUUUUAUUCUCUCUUCCCCCUUCUACUUGUAGAUAAUAUUUGACAAGCCCUAAUCGAAAUGGCUAGCUACAAAACCUGCACCGAGGUCACGCCCUUAUGCCCUGUCGAGGCAACAACAUACGGCUACUAUCCCAACUAUGGUGGCAACAUCUUCUUCGCGGUCUUCUUCGGCCUCUGCGGCCUCUUUCAACUCGGCUUUGGUAUCUACUUUCGCUCAUGGACUCUGAUGGUGGCCCUGGUCGUCGGCACGUUCCUCGAGAUGGCGGGCUAUAUUGGUCGGGUGCUCAUGCAUAAUAACCCCUGGAGUAGCGGCGCGUUUAAGCUGCAAAUUGUGGCGAUCAUUCUGGGGCCGACGUUCAUCGCCGCGGGAAUAUACCUCACCCUCAAACAUAUCAUUCUGUCGCUGGGCCCGGAACACUCGCGCCUCAAACCGAAGCUAUUCACGUGGAUCUUCAUCGGCUGUGAUAUUGGGUCUCUUAUCUUGCAGGCCGCUGGCGGGGGUGUGGCUGCUGCUGCUGGGAGUGACCAACGGGAUCUUCUCAAUGCGGGUAAUGAUAUUAUUAUCACGGGUAUCGCAUUCCAGGUAGCGACAAUGUCUGUCUGUGGAUUGUUAGGGUUGGAGUUUUUCCUUCGUUACCUUCGACGUGGCUCGGGAGAGAAAUCUCUGGACAGUGGGAAUGGUCGAACUAAGCUGGUAAUCUUCGCGGAUAUCUUCGCCUACUUCACUGUUCUGAUUCGGUGUAUCUAUCGUAUCCCGGAAAUGGCGGGCGGAUGGGGUGGCCCGUUGAUGCAAAAAGAGGACGAAUUUCUGGUCCUCGAUGGAAUGAUGAUUGCUCUGGCGGUUUUGGCUUUGACAGCUUUUCAUCCGGGUCUUUUCCUCCCGUCGUUGAGAAGGGGCCGCAACAACAGGGAAACGGCCUAAUAUAUCUAUCUAUAUACAAUCCAGGAUGCCCAAUGCAUGGGAAAAGAAAAAAAAGAAGAAAUUAACCUUCAAGAUGGAUGCGGAUCAAUAUAUUCAU
Molecule: messenger RNA, 1095 nt
Organism: Aspergillus alliaceus
Lineage: Eukaryota; Fungi; Ascomycota; Eurotiomycetes; Eurotiales; Aspergillaceae
Product: RTA1 domain-containing protein
Exons: 3
Coding region: 135-998 (287 amino acids)
Cellular component (GO): fungal-type vacuole; plasma membrane
Source: RefSeq, a predicted model, not a curated record